Messenger RNA from Dicrocoelium dendriticum, 1170 nucleotides. The record is from the annotation of a GenBank genome assembly. Lineage: Eukaryota; Metazoa; Platyhelminthes; Trematoda; Plagiorchiida; Dicrocoeliidae.
AUGUCUAUUUUCAGCACAGAACGGAUUGUCUAUUCAGGCGCAAUGCCGCUUUGCGUUGACCGAGAGCGUCGUUCCAAUGCUGGGUCACGAAUGGCCAAGUUGUUGAACGAGGCGGAAGACGACGAAUUCUACACCAAUGUCUACGGAGGCUUUUCUGAGGAGGCUGAUGAUGUUGACUAUGAAUCCGAGAGUUCAGUAGAAGACAGCGUCGAUUCAGAUUUUGAUGAAUCCGGCGAAGAGGAGUCAGAUGAAGAAGCCUCUGAAGAAGACGAAGAUAAACCAAGGAAGAAACGUCGUACAGGAGAGUUAGUGACCAAAGCUUAUAAGGAACCGAAACGCUCCAGGCCUGAGACCACCGUAACCUCUGAACAAGCAGCUGAACGACGAUCCAGGAGCACCUCUCGAACCAAAGAAAGACAAACGCCCUUGUCCACGGAAAAUGACGCACAAUUUGGUCCAAGGGUACUCCGUCGGCGCUCCACUCAGCCAUCUGAAAGUGAGGGGGGAAACAAAAACAUCCGGCCAACAGUCAAUACUUCUACUGCUGUGCGUCGAGAGGCGAUGCUGGCCGAGAUCGCGCAACGAAAGAACGUCCCCGAGGUCAGACGUCUAACACAGGAGGAACUUCUAGCUGAGGCCAAAUUAACCGAGGAAAUAAACCGUCGUUCUUUGGCCCGAUAUCAACGAAUGGAGAUUGAGAAGAAGAAGGCCAUCUUUCGAAAAACCAAAGAAACCACACCUAUGGUCCGAUUUCAUUCGUUCACUGUUCCCUUGCUUGACGAUCAGCCUGAAAUAUACGGUGUAGUAGUCGAUCCAAAAAGUUCUGAAAUUCGCGGGGGACCAAUUGUGACGGAUCCAUCUGUAAGAUGCUGUCGAAAUCUGAUCACGUUUGCCGACACUGAUUGCCUUUUUGCAGCAUUCCCCAAAACGGCUACUCCGUUGCCCGACCCGACAAAUCCGGCUCCAGCUCCACCUCGGCCACGACGGAAAAUUCGCAUAUGUCCUAUCAGUGGCCUCCCCGCAAAGUAUCUAGAUCCAGUCACACUGACGCCAUAUGCUAACUUGGCCGCAUUUCGUGUUCUUCGCAGGUUGUAUCAAAUUCAUCUUGAAACAAACACUCCGGCUGUGGAUUUGCUUCGGGAGUAUCUUGAAGGACGUCAUCGCGAUUGA